AUGGCGUACCCGACUGUUUCGGUCGCUCAGGUCGAACAAGUGAUAUCCCAACUUUAUGGUGGUGCCAACGCGCAGUUUCAAAAGUCAGCGCAAGAAUACAUACAGAACUUUCAAAAGCAGGAAUACGCAUGGGAAUUAGCUUCUCAAUUAUUAGCAUCACAGUCAAUCAACUCGCAAUUCAUUGGAGCUCAUACUUUUCAAGUCAAAAUCUCUCGAGACUGGAACACUUUGACCGUGGAGAAAAAGAGAUGGCUUCGUACCGAACUUCUUGGAUGGAUCGUGCGACUAUCUAAUGGCCCCGGCAUGGUUAUAACAAAGUUGUGCCUAUCUCUUACGGCUUAUGCCCUACAAGCUGUACCGGAUAUAUGGUCGAAUUUCAUAAUGGAUUUUUUCGAGACACUGCACUCGGCUUCAAUUCAAAAUUCUGGUCAACCAAUGUUCGUGGAAUUGCCUGUUCUGGAAUUUCUAACCGUUGUUCCCGAGGAGGUGUUGAGAGCAGACCUUGUUGGGGAGCGAAAGGCUAAAGUCAACCAAGAACUUAUUGAUGCAACUCCGAGAGUACUUUCAACCCUAAAAUCAUUGCUGUCGAGCCAUCAAGCCCACCAAGAACGAGAUGUUCAAAUAAAGCAAAAAUCCUUAAAGUGCCUACAAAGUUGGAUAUUAUAUGGUGUUCCAUUUGAAUCCCUGUACCCUCUGAUCGAUGACGUUAUAAACCUUUUUCCAAUUGAAUCUACAAAUGAUCAGGCAACCGAGGUUCUCGUGGAAUUUCUUUCACAACCUCGAAUCACCUCGUAUCAGAAUACCGUAUGCGGAAAGAUGCUCGAUUGUCUGACUAGCGAAUGGGCGAAAACACAAAUAAUGACAGCUGUCAACGAUUCAAAUGAGGCGCCGGCAAGAAAUCUUUGUCGUUUGUUAACCACAUUCGGUGACAGUUUUUCCGACUACAUUGCCAUUCAUUUCCUGAGACAAGAUGUUAUGGUCUACCUUGAAAUGAUGUUAAUCGAAAUGCCUUUGCAAUUUUGGUAUUUGCUACACGAGUCCUUGGUUGAUUCCGACGUGAUUCCGGUAAAUGGUGGUGAUGAUAGUGAUGGUGCGUCUUCUUCGAUCACGCUUCAAGAGGCUCAAAAAAUACGUGAAACAUCAAUCGUAGUCUUUCGAAGGCUAUCGGAAAUUCUGAGAAGCAAAGUGCAAUAUCCUCCAGAUGACGAAUGGUCGGAAUGGCUGAAAGACGUCAAGGAGAGAUUCAAGAUUUACAGAAGGGAUGUUGGAGACACACUAAUGAAUUCGUAUUAUAUAUUGCGAAAUCAAAUGUUGGCUUUUCUUGUGGACUUAGCGGCCAUGCAAUUAAACGCUCCGGGAAGAGACCCAAGUCUAUGGCAGGAUUUGGAAUCCACGUUGUUCUGCUUAAAUUCAAUAGCAGAGGCUGUCGAUUAUAAAGAGAAUGUCUUUUUGCCUCGUUUGUUUGGUCCCGAUGUGUUUGAGAAAUUACCGACCCAAGGAAAUUAUCGUUUGAGGAAUACAGCGUUGUCUCUGAUCGGCUCUUACGCGGAAUGGCUUAAAAAUCAUCCAAGACAAAUAUUGUUCGCAUUGAAUUAUAUUGUGCCCGCCUUGGGUGAUUCGGAGACAGCUUUUACGGCUUCCUUGUCGUUUAAAGAAGUAUGCGAUAUUUGCCGGGAUUCCCUGGUAAAUGACAUAGAUGGCCUUAUGCAUAUUUACGUGGUGGUGGGGCCUCACAUUCAACCUAGGGAAAAACAAAAGGUCAUCGAAUCAAUAGCGGAUGUUAUUCAAAAAUUACCACCGGAAAAAAUGAUAGCUCCGCUAUCGGUUAUCACAGAUCAAAUUAUCCAGACACUACGCGAAGUUAUAAUGUUGGGAAAACAGGUUCUUGUUGCAGUCAAAUCUCCAUCAGAGACGGUAAUCACUCACCUCGAGUAUCUGACCUGUUGUUGUCGUGGUAUCCAACCACCAGACGAUGAGGUAAUUACCCUAGAUGAAAAUGAGCGGGAUUCUCAAAAUGGGGAGAUUUCGAUAUCACAAUCGAGACUUUCUGGUGCUUUAUCAGAUAUUUCGAAUAUUGUCGCUGAAACAUGGGAUCAAGACGACGAAGUAAUUGAGUUUAUCAACACCGGGGUUCGCACCACUGCGAAUCUGCUCUCUAUUCCAUUUGAAGUGAUCAUUUCAAUAGUACAAAUCUCUUAUCUAAGAAGUCCACAUUCCUGCCUGUUAGAUACUGCCGCUCAAGUUGUCACGGUAUUCGGAUCUAAUAAUAGAUACAGCAAUGAUCUGAGAAAUAUGUUGGGCGAGAUUACAACGAUCACCAUACAGCAAUAUGUGAGAAAUCAAUCAGUCAUGGAACAAUAUCCUGAUCUAUUCCUUCAAAAAUGCCCGAUACUGUUAUAUACUUUACCCUCGGAGUUAUUCAGUAACAUAAUGAAAUUUUCCAUAGCAGGAUUAGGUCUGCAAGAAAGGCUGGCACUAAAAUCCGCGGUGGCCUUUAUGAGCGAGUUUGUAGGUCAACAUUACGAGGAUGAGCGAUUGUCAAAAGGAAUCGAGAGCGUCAUAAUGACGUACGGCAUGGAAAUUAUGAGAGAAUUGAUCUCCGGCAUUGGCGGAAGAUUGCCAAGAUCAUUCGUGAUUUCAUUGUCACACGUCCUAUAUAAAAUGACCGGUCGUUACAUAGAGGCUAGCCGAGAGUGGCUUAAUUUGUUGUUAACUCAGCCUGUUUUUGUGUUCGAUGGUGGCGCCCCGGAACUGAAACGAACAACUUUGAAAGAAAGACGCAGGAGACGUGUUGGAAAAACAAACGAUUUGCAAAAGACAGCAGAAAAAAUCUUGGCUGCUCAAUUGAAAAUUCGAGCAAUGCGUGAUAUUGAGGGAUCAAAGUCCAUUAAAGUCCAAGGAGACUCAAACGAGAAAGUUACGCCCGAUGAUGACACCUCAUAUUACGAUGAGAUAAAAUUGAAUCCUCAACGUAGAAAGAAGGAUGAAUACGAUUUACCGCCUAUUCCAGGAAGCAUAGAUUCCAUGACAACGGAAGAUGACCCUCGAUUAGCGACAGCGGAUGAUCUUAGAAGGUAUAUCAAAAAAUAUAAACCCGAUAACAUCGACACGCAUUCCGAAGCAUUUCAAUCGCUCCCCCUAGAGGUACAGUACGAGGUUGUCGGUGAACUUCGACUUAAAACUAAACUUUACACCGCAAUGGACUUUUCAAAGCUACAGAUAAAAAAUCUUGUUCGCAGAAAUGAAUUGACACAAAAAAUGUUGGACGUCACAAAUAACGCAAAAAAUAUCAAAUCAUCGCGAAUAGCGUCAGAACGCAACCGGGAAUAUGUUUUGAUGAAAAACGAAGGUACCGGAUAUACGAUGAUGACUAACCAAGGUUCACCAUUUAAUUACACGGGUAGCAAAGGGUUGGGCACUUUAGAAGAACCUUUGAAUUUGAUUGAUAGUUCAGAAUCCGAGGAUGAAUCCGAGCUUGAAACAGAUGGAGAAGAAAGCGAAGUUGAAGAGGUUAUGUUAAAUCCGGAGGACGUGAAUAACAAACCAUCGUCUCCCCAAUCAUACAUUGAUAAACAAGAAGACGACUUCAGCACAAACGAUGUUGAUGCGGGAAAUUUGAUGUUAAAUUCAGAUGCAUAUGUCGAUGACGAAGAGACAAUCGAUUCGGUAAUGGAAAAAUUUCAUACCUUGGAAUCAAAAAAGAGAAGUGCAUCUCUGAUCUAUAUUUCUGAUGAUGAUAUGAUGACUGGAGAACCAAAUAUGGAUAUUGACGAUGUUAAUGAAUCUUUUGAGUCUUCUGAGCCAGAAUUAUUCUACGCUCUUUGGCUUUCGCAAGCUGUCCCCGAGUUUAAAAAUGAAUACGAGAACCAUGAGGACAUGAUGCAGAAAGCUAUAUUUGAAUGGGAUGAAAGUGAAAUUCAAGAACAAGACACUUUGGCAUUAAAAAAGUUGGGAAAGAUAAGGGAAGGUGAUGAUAAGAAGGAAGCGGCCUUAAAUUUCUGGCUGAAAUUUUUGCGAGCUGCCAUUCAAUUUAGAAAACCCUUUGAACCUCCCAAUCAAGAGAGCGAUGCGGAUUCCACUCUCGAAUAUUCGGAUAGACCUACUUCAAAAGCACAGUAUAGAAGGUAUAGUGUUUCCUCCGGAAGCGCUUCAGAGUCGGGGUCUGGAUCCUCGAAUUCAGAUGACAUUGAGGUAUACGAGAAAGGUGAAUUAAAUCUUCAAGAACCUCCGCAAUUCAUUAUCUCAAAAGUGUGUCGUGAGGUUAAAUUGAGGAAUAUUAAUUUUGACUCUAUGAUCCUACCUCAACAUUUUGAUCGCUACCUGCCAGAUAGUAAUAAAACUUGUUCAUCAAUAUAUGCGACAUAUUACUCGGAAAGACUGCCUGGUUAUUUUAUAACAGAAGGCAUGGUUUCAAAAGAUUAUUCCAAUACUUUGGAUCAAGAUGAAUCUCUUUGUUCAUCUGACAAAAAUACGUUAGGAAAAAGUAAAGAUUUGUUGAAUAGCGAGAGAGAUUCCAAUCGUCUUGGUCAUUCGGAUCACCCAAAUGUGAUCAAUUGUGAAGCUAUCCAAAUGAUUGCAUCACACAUAGGAAAAUCCGAAAAGUCCUCGUCCGAAAUAGAAAUCUCGUAUUUGGAGAAUAGUUCAGAAUCAAAUGAAGAUUUUGUUGAAAGAAUACUACCGGUGGACAUUAACGCAGGUGAAAAAAUGGAACCAGACGCGAAUGAUUUCGAUCCUAGAAUUCGUUCGGAAUCCUCGCAAGUUGCCGAAUCGUUUCGUGGCUUGAAUUUUAGAGAUGAAAAUUCUAAUCCAUCAUCAUCC
This is a messenger RNA of Acaulospora colombiana, 4818 nucleotides long. Lineage: Eukaryota; Fungi; Glomeromycota; Glomeromycetes; Diversisporales; Acaulosporaceae. The record is from the annotation of a GenBank genome assembly.